Saprolegnia diclina VS20 is the source of this 934-nucleotide messenger RNA. RefSeq lists its product as hypothetical. Gene Ontology annotation, biological process: spliceosomal complex disassembly. NCBI's taxonomy places the organism in Eukaryota, Oomycota, Saprolegniomycetes, Saprolegniales, Saprolegniaceae. Bases 26 to 871 code for a protein of 281 amino acids. The record is from RefSeq and is a predicted model, not a curated record. Gene Ontology annotation, molecular function: nucleic acid binding. Gene Ontology annotation, cellular component: spliceosomal complex. The transcript has a single exon.
UGGGACGCGGGUGGCAGGUGGCAGGAUGGCGGAGCGGUGCAAGUACGAGGUGCUGGGGCUACCGCCCCUCGCGGACGAGGAUGCGAUCAAGAAGGCCUUCCGCAAGAUGUCGCUCAAGCACCACCCGGACAAGGGCGGCGACCCGGAGAAGUUCCACGAGCUCCAGCUCGCGAGUCAGUUCCUCCUCGACCCGGCCAACAAGCGCAAGUACGACAAGGAGCUCAGCAACAUUUCGCUCGCGGCCAAGCAGCGCGACGAGCGCAAGAAUGCCAUGAACGAAGCGCGCAAGCGGGCAUACGAGGACCUGCAGCGGCGCGAAGACAUGGCUGAGAAGGUCGCCAAAAAGCCCAAGCACGCGAUGGACGCGCUGCGCGAGGACGCCCGCCGGCGCGCCGACGAGAUCGCGGCCAAGCGCGCGCGGGACGCUGCCGAGCGCGCCGCGACCAUCGGCCGCCCAGCAACGACCAUUGCUGACGUCAAGCAGCGCUCAAUCCGCGUCAAGUGGAGCAACCGUGUGGCGUCGCACUCGGACCAGACGCUCGUCAACACAUUCCGCAAGUACGGCGAGAUCGAAGCCGUCAAGGUCAAGACUAAUUCGGCGACGCUCGUCUUUGCCGAGAUGACGGCGGCGCUCUCGGCAGCCCGCGCCGAGGGCCACAACACCGGUCUCUGGAAGGAGGUGACGCUGGUCGGCCACGCGAUCCCGAUGGCGAGUCCGUCAGCGUCGCCUGAGAGCGCGGCCACGUACGCUGGCACUCAGAUCGACAUGGAUCUCGUCGCGAGUGCCGAGUACGAUCUUAUGGAAGCGUCCGUCAUGGCGUAUCUCGUGCAGCUGACGGGCCACGCCAACGUCGCCGACUUGUUGCGAUAGAGACGUCGACGAGUAGAAGAACACGACGCUGAAUGUAAUAUAUCUAUCGAGUAUGACACAGGA